AAUUCGCCUCAAGCUUUGCUGCUUAGUAUAGCUCGUUAGUUAGACAUUUCAACUAAAAUAAAUAAAAAGCAUGAAUUAUCAGAUUCAUGCGCAGCAGAAUUUAGCUGAGAGCUGCUUCUGGUCCUGGCCAGAUGGAGCAAUUGGGCGACUGCUGCUGUGGCGCAAUUGGCAAUCAACUGGCAUCGUAUUUUGUUUAAUCAUAAUACUGCUGCUGGACAUAACGGUAAACUCGAUAAUCAGCGUGGUGAGUGUGUUGGGCGUGCUGGGACUGCUGCUUAGCUUAGGCUAUUGCUCAUAUGUCUGGACCAUACGCAAGUUGAACAAAAGCAGCAAUGAGGAGCAUCCAAUGCGGCGCUAUAUGGAAAUGGAUUUGAGCAUUAGCGAGCAAACAGCCGAGUGCUUAGCUCGUCUGCUGGUGCAACAGCUGAAUCCAAUUAUGCGAAGCUUGCGUGCGCUAUUCCUGGUUGAGGAUCUGGUUGAUACACUAAAGUUGCUGCUGCUUUUCUGUGUGCUCAACAUUUUGGGUGAUUAUGUAACGGGCAUGAAUUUGCUACUAAUUCGGCUGAGCCUUGUGCUGACCAUUUUUACUUUGCCCAAGCUCUACGAUUGCCAAAACAAGUCCUUCUUCAAACUUGGCAACUGGCAGCAGCUACUGUUGUAUAAGCGUCUGUUAAUGGGCGACUCAGUCAAUCCAGCUGACAAUGAGCAGCCACUUAAUCAAACCUAUUGCCAAUUUAAUGCUGCUGCUUAUAACGAAACUGGCGAACAGGAUGAAUACUCCAGCGACUGUGCUUGGCCCAUAGAGCAACAGCAGCUGCUGCUGCAGCAGGACACUCCCAGCGAGGGCUAUCAUCAGUCACAUCCUCAUCAGCAUUUUAAGCAGCUUUAG
Drosophila busckii is the source of this 889-nucleotide messenger RNA. Its product is annotated as reticulon-1-A. Lineage: Eukaryota; Metazoa; Arthropoda; Insecta; Diptera; Drosophilidae. The record is from RefSeq and is a predicted model, not a curated record. The coding region runs from base 71 to 889 and encodes 272 amino acids. The transcript is spliced from 2 exons.